Molecule: messenger RNA, 1934 nt
Organism: Cornus florida
Lineage: Eukaryota; Viridiplantae; Streptophyta; Magnoliopsida; Cornales; Cornaceae
Product: UPF0481 protein At3g47200-like
Exons: 1
Coding region: 256-1710 (484 amino acids)
Source: RefSeq, a predicted model, not a curated record
UUCUUGUAAUAUACUGUUAAUGCAUUCCGUUUCUGAACGAGAAAGAAUAAAGAGAAAGAAAACCUACUUCUUCAUGGAUGAAUACAAUACCAAGCUUGAUUAUUAAGAAAAGUUUCUCCAAAUAAAUUAAAGAAAAGCAUGAUAGAUAGAGAUCUAUACUGUUGGUGUAAGCUUUCAUCCUCAGUAUUUGUAUAACACCAUAUAUAUAUAUAUAUAUGUAAUCUGUGUGGCUGCUGCUGGGGGGGUCAUAUAUACAUGGAGGAGCCUUCCAUGAACAGAGAAGUACCGAUUGGAAAUGAAGCCCAUCGAGGGAGCUCUAACGGUAGCUGCCGCAAUGAGCUGAUCAGCAUUAAUGUAAUCAAUCCAGAUGCGAGUGCUUCACAUUCAUGCAGUCGCAAUGAUGACGAGCUGCUAAGAUCAAUGGUUAAUGGUGCUGAUCGGAAGUUCAAAAAUAAGAAGCGGCAGAAGCCCAAGAUACAGAAGGUUCCUCUGAUGCUUCGUGAGAUUGAAUCUAACAAAAAGUGUUAUGAUCCCCUGGUGGUUUCGAUUGGUCCCUACCACCAUGGGAAACCAGAGCUCGCGCCUACGGAGGAGUUGAAGAUUUUAUUGGCAAACCAAUUUGCCGAUAAAAGUAAAGCAACUAUCAGUGAUUUAUACAGAAAAGUUGCAGAGAUGGUAAAUGAAGACAGGAAUUGCUAUGCUGAGGGCUCAACAGACGGCUUUGAUGAUGAAGCGUUUGCCCUGAUGAUGUUUCUUGAUGGCUGCUUUAUUCUCCAAUUCAUUUACUGCAUUGUAUACGGCCAGUCCAAAGAUUUAAUGAUGAAGAGUCACGACAUAGCUUUCGUGCGCCGUGACUUUUUCUUGUUUGAGAAUCAGCUUCCUUUUGCAGUCCUGAAGCUAUUGAUGAGCAUGAGGUUUGAAACAGUUGAAGGGGAAGAAAUGAUCAACAGGUUCAUCUGGCGCUCUAGGCCGGAGCAUCCUCAUGAAUCUAGGGCGGCACAAGGCAGUCUGGAGGCAAAAGAGAAGAUACGACCAGAGCAACAGCCUUCUCAUCUGCUUGAACUUGUUCGGACACAACACAUAGAUGUUGGUGCUUUUAACCAAGGAGGGUGUUAUCUGAAGGGUGAGUGGUGGUCCUAUCGGUCAGCCAUGGAGCUCAAGCAGGUGGGAAUCUACUGUAGGCCUAGCAACACGCGCCGUUUUUCAGACAUCACAUUCAAGCCCAACCGUGGCUUCUCUGCUCGACUCAUGCUUCCUUCAGUAACCAUCGAUGACUCAUCAAAGUCUCUCUUUUUAAACUUAGUAGCCUACGAAGCCUGCCCGGAUACUCCUGAUGACUUUGGAGUCACCUCUUAUAUAUGUUUCAUGGAUUCAUUGAUUGAUCACGCUGAAGACGUGAAGGAGCUCCGUUCAAAGGGCAUACUCCUCAACUUCCUCGGCAGCGACCAGCAAGUAGCAGACCUGUUCAAUGAGAUAGCCACCAAUUUGGUGCCGAACCCUCAUGGAUUUGUGGGGGCUAAGCAAAGCAUUGAGGACCAUUACAAGAGCAAUAUAAAAGUGUGGAUGGCUGAAUGGCGACAUAUGCAUUUUAGUACUCCAUGGACAAUAAUAGCCUUUGUUGUAGCUAUAAUUGUCAUUAACUUGGGUGUCCUUCAGACCAUCUUAGCUGCCUUUCAGACUUACCUCACAGCCUAUCCACCUAAAAAAUGAAGCAACCUUACCUUAUGUUGUUGUACUAGUUGGAGCCAUAUUAAUUUUACCCAUCAUUAUGUAUGAUGAGUCAAUUAUUUGUAAUGAACAUGAACUAUAUUGUCUUACAGGUUCGUAUUCAAUCCAUGUUUUAUACCAGUGCUUGAGCUGUGAAAUAGAAUUUAUUGUAACAUUUUUAUAGUCAAUACCAAUGACUAUCUAAAUUUAUGGUUGGCUAGAAUUGG